AUGAAGCAGGACAAAAUGAACGUGCUACGAUACCAUAACGGAAAACUGCUGAUCCUCAGGUGCAUGGGUGUUUAUUUUGACCCUUUGCCAUCUGCAUCAGAGGAGAAAUUGCAGGAACCCUGCAAAGGUCGUUCACUGCCCCAUGAAGAAUCUUCACUGGUUGUGAAUAAAGGGGAGGAAUUAAGGCUGAAGUGCAACAAGGAUGGACCCGUGACUUGGAAUUUCCAGAAUUCGGACCCAUCAGCAAAAGCAAGGAGUUCCAAUGAGAAAGAGUGGUACACCAAAAAUGCAACAGUCAGAGACAUAGGCAGAUACAUAUGCAAAAGCAAAGGGAGUAUUGUCACCUCUUUUUAUGUUUUUGUUAAAGAUCCAAACGUGCUCUUCCUUGUUGAUUCUCUCAUCUAUGGAAAAGAAGACAGUGACAUCCUGCUAGUGUGCCCACUAACAGAUCCAGAUGUUUCAAAUUUCACACUGAGAAAAUGCGAUGGCAAACCUCUCCCCAAAAAUAUGACAUUCAUUCCCAAUCCCCAGAAAGGCAUCAUUAUAAAGAACGUACAGAGGUCAUUUAAGGGGUGCUACCAGUGCUUGGCCAAGCACAACGGAGUUGAGAAAAUAUCGGAGCACAUUUUCCUGAAUGUGAGGCCAGUUCACAAAACUCUUCCUGUCAUCACCUUAUCCAAAAGCUAUGAGCUUCUCAAAGAAGGGGAAGAAUUUGAAGUUACAUGCAUAAUCACGGAUGUGGAUAGCAGCGUACAAGCUAGUUGGAUUUCUCAGAAAAGUGGGAUUGUUACAAGCAAAAGCAGAAAUUUGGGUGAUUAUGGAUACGAAAGGAAAUUAACAUUGAACAUCCGUUCAGUGGGAGUUAAUGAUUCUGGAGAAUUCACAUGCCAAGCAGAAAACCCUUUUGGAAAAACCAAUGCCACAGUAACCUUGAAAGCACUAGCUAAAGGAUUUGUCCGUUUGUUUGCAACAAUGAAUACCACAAUAGAUAUAAAUGCAGGACAAAAUGGAAAUUUAACAGUUGAAUAUGAGGCAUAUCCAAAACCGAAGGAAGAAGUCUGGAUGUACAUGAACGAAACAUUGCAGAAUUCAUCAGACCAUUACGUCAAGUUCAAGACUGUGGGCAAUAACAGUUAUACAAGUGAACUUCACCUUACCCGAUUAAAAGGAACAGAAGGAGGCAUUUACACAUUUUUUGUGUCCAAUUCUGAUGCCAGCUCCUCUGUAACAUUUAAUGUCUAUGUGAAAACGAAACCAGAGAUUCUCACUCUGGAUAUACUUAGCAAUGGUAUUCUCCAGUGCGUAGCAGCUGGAUUCCCAGCCCCUACCAUAUACUGGUAUUUUUCCCCGGGAACGGAGCAGAGGUGUUUUGAUUCACCAACAAUAUCCCCCAUGGAUGUCAAAAUCAGUUACACAAAUUCAUCAGUGCCGUCAUUUGAACGAAUCCUGGUUGAAAGCACCAUUAACGCAAGCAUGUUCAGGAGCACCGGCACCGUGUGCUGCGAGGCCUCCAGCAAUGGGGACAGGAGCUCUGCUUUCUUCAACUUUGCUAUUAAAGAACAAAUCCGUACCCAUACCCUUUUCACCCCUUUACUAAUCGCAUUUGGAGUUGCUGCAGGACUGAUGUGCAUCGUAGUCAUGAUCCUGGUGUACAUAUAUUUGCAGAAACCCAAAUACGAAGUUCAGUGGAAAGUUGUUGAAGAAAUAAAUGGAAACAACUAUGUUUACAUAGACCCAACGCAACUUCCUUAUGAUCACAAAUGGGAAUUUCCUAGAAACCGGUUGAGUUUUGGUAAAACCCUUGGUGCUGGAGCUUUUGGAAAAGUUGUUGAAGCCACUGCUUAUGGUUUAUUUAAAUCUGAUGCUGCUAUGACAGUAGCAGUAAAGAUGUUGAAACCAAGUGCCCAUUUAACAGAAAGAGAAGCCUUGAUGUCAGAGCUUAAAGUGCUGAGUUACCUUGGAAACCACAUUAAUAUCGUGAAUCUGCUUGGAGCUUGCACUAUUGGAGGGCCCACUCUGGUCAUUACAGAAUAUUGCUGCUAUGGUGAUCUUUUAAAUUUUCUGAGACGGAAACGAGAUUCAUUUAUCUGUCCAAAACAUGAAGAACAUGCAGAAACAGCAGUUUACGAGAACCUUUUGCAUCAGGCAGAGCCUGCGGCCGAUGUUGCCAGUGAGUACAUGGACAUGAAACCAGGAGUGUCAUAUGCAGUCCCACCAAAAGCUGAUAAAAAACGACCAGUGAAGUCUGGAUCCUACACCGAUCAGGAUGUUACCCUUUCUAUGUUGGAAGAUGAUGAACUUGCUCUAGAUGUCGAAGAUCUACUAAGCUUUUCUUACCAGGUGGCAAAGGGCAUGAGCUUCCUUGCCUCCAAAAACUGCAUUCAUCGGGAUCUGGCCGCAAGAAAUAUUCUUCUAACUCAUGGUCGGAUAACAAAAAUCUGUGACUUUGGCCUGGCAAGAGACAUAAGGAAUGACUCAAAUUAUGUGGUCAAAGGAAACGCUCGUCUUCCUGUGAAGUGGAUGGCACCUGAAAGUAUUUUCAAUUGCGUCUACACCUUUGAGAGUGAUGUCUGGUCUUACGGGAUAUUGCUUUGGGAGCUCUUUUCUUUAGGAAGCAGCCCCUAUCCAGGGAUGCCCGUGGACUCCAAGUUCUAUAAAAUGAUCAAGGAGGGAUACAGGAUGUUCAGCCCUGAGUGUGCACCGCCUGAAAUGUAUGACAUAAUGAAGAGUUGCUGGGAUGCUGAUCCUUUACAGAGACCCACAUUUAAACAAAUUGUACAGCUGAUAGAGCAGCAGCUUUCAGAUAAUGCCCCCCGGGUUUAUGCAAACUUCUCAACUCCACUUUCCAGUCAAGGAAAUGCUCCAGAUCACUCGGUGAGGAUUAACUCGGUGGGUAGCAGUGCUUCAUCUACUCAGCCUCUCCUGGUACGCGAAGACGUUUGAGUGGCGUCUGGAAGAAGAGGAGCCCAGAUGUAUUAGCUGUUUGUAUUGUGCAGGGGGUGAGAGAGGGAUGACUUCAAUAAUUUCUCUUACUUUUACUCACUACUACCACCGUGUAGCUGAAACGUUGUUGUAAUACUGUCCUUUACCACACACUGUUACACAUAGGCUUAAUCUGCUGAGCACGGUUACAGGCAUCAUUGCAAUGUUAACUGAAGCUGUAUAUAUUUUGCUAUAUUGUGUGUAUUUGCAGUAGAGAGCCAGAUCUGAAGAAAAAAAACAACCAACAAAAGAAAUCCUGAGCCAGGGUGUGGAAUGAGAUGACUGCAGAUCAGACCACAUCUGCAGUGAUCCUUCUCUGGAUCUGUGCCUAGAAGGCAUACAGUCAUUUUUCUAGUUGAUCUUGUUUUGCUGAAUUUAAGAAAUAAAUGAAUA
Molecule: messenger RNA, 3375 nt
Organism: Nipponia nippon (crested ibis)
Lineage: Eukaryota; Metazoa; Chordata; Aves; Pelecaniformes; Threskiornithidae
Source: RefSeq, a predicted model, not a curated record